AUGGCGACGGGCGGCGGCGGAGCCGGGCCGGGUCCCGGUGCCGCUCCCGGUACCGCUGCCAGUGGAGCCGCCGGCCGGCGGGGCCCGGGGCUGGUUUGGGCUGAAAAGAAGAGGCUGAACAAAGGGACAGAUGUGGUGGAGAAAAGAGGUCCAUACAUCAUGAGCAAACCUCCCUCCAUCCAGGCCAAGCUGAAGAGGCAGCGGGAGCUGGCAAAGGCAGCGCUGCGAAGGCAGGGGCUGCUGGGGGCACCCACUGCCCCGAAACCAACUCCUAAAAGGUCUGUGAAGUUCAACAAGGGCUACACGGCACUCAGCCAGACAGCUGAUGAAAACCUGGUCUCCCUCGACUCAGACAGUGACGGGGAGCCAGGAUCCAGGUGUUCCUCGGGAUACUCCUCCGCUGAGCAGGUGACCCAGGACCUGAGCCGGCAGCUGCUGCAGGACGGGUACCACCUCGACGAGGUCCCCGAUGAUGAAGACCUGGAUCUCAUCCCCCCAAAACCUUCUGCCUCCUCUUCUUGCCCCUGCUGUUUUGGAGAAAAUCUCUCCUGUGUGAUCCAGUAGCUGCACAAGAACAGGUCAAAAUCCAGCACUUUCUUUGUCUCGUGGGAUGGCUGGUGGGUGUCCGGGUCCCACGCCAGGACGGUGGCACAAGGACUGAAUGAUGCUGCUCGUGGCAGAGACCAGCUGACUCCAAAAGACUUCUCCUUACACUCAGCAAUACCAGGGGAGGUGGCACAGUGACAUUCUGGUGACCUGCAUGGGACCUGGCACUUGGCUGGGGUGGGAAGGGAGGACAGGCAGGGCCUGGCACCUCCAUGGGGGUAUAAAGGGAAGGAUUUGGGAGUUUCUGGGGUUGGAGCUAAUGGCUGAUUCCCAUUCUCCUCAACGCUGCUUUGAUGCAGGUGAGGCACAGCCCAGGCCCCCCAUCCCAGCUCUGCACAGGGCUUGGAUUUGGGGGGCUGGAGAGCCUCCCUGCUGCAAACCAUAAACGCUGCCUUAAACCAUGGUUCUGCUCUAUGACAUAGAGGACAAUCAGCUUCUUAUACAGAAACCUUAUUUAAAUAUUUCAUGUCAAGAGACAUGAACUGGUUGGGUGGGGGGCAUGUUUGUUUGUUUUUGUAUCUUACUUGUAAAAGGGAGCACUUAAUAAACUGGAUCUCAUUACUCAGAA
This is a messenger RNA of Melospiza melodia melodia, 1174 nucleotides long. RefSeq names its product family with sequence similarity 219 member B (gene FAM219B). NCBI's taxonomy places the organism in Eukaryota, Metazoa, Chordata, Aves, Passeriformes, Passerellidae. Bases 1 to 564 code for a protein of 187 amino acids. The record is from RefSeq and is a predicted model, not a curated record. The transcript is spliced from 6 exons.